Molecule: messenger RNA, 2046 nt
Organism: Cannabis sativa
Lineage: Eukaryota; Viridiplantae; Streptophyta; Magnoliopsida; Rosales; Cannabaceae
Product: pentatricopeptide repeat-containing protein At1g74600, chloroplastic
Exons: 1
Coding region: 1-2046 (681 amino acids)
Biological process (GO): RNA modification
Molecular function (GO): RNA binding; protein binding
Source: RefSeq, a predicted model, not a curated record
AUGUUAAAUAUACCUCAAAAAGGUACAUGGGUAGGACGAGGUUCCAUGUUAAUGUCCCUUGUACGGAAGAUAACGACAUUUGGAAUCGUACCCAAGUCUUCGUCUUUGAGUUUAGAAUCUUACUGCCAAGUCAACGACAAUGAUAGAGUAUAUUCCAAGAACAGAGCUAUUGAUAGUUUUAUCAAAGUUGGGGACUUUGAUUCUGCUCUCCAAGUGUUCGAUGAAACGCCGCUUUAUGAUGUUGUUUCGUAUAACUUGAUAAUUUCUGGGUACCGUCGUUGUGGGCUUUUGAAAGAGUCUUUUGGGUUUUAUAAUGAAAUGGUUUCUCGAGGAAUUCGUGAGAGUGAAUCAACGUUUUCCUCUGUAUUGGGUGUGUGUAGUGAUGCUGGGUUUUAUGCUCAAGGGAUUCAAGUUCACUGUAGAGUUGUUUUGAUGGGUUUUGGUUUGAACUUGUUUGUGGGAAGUUCUCUUAUUAAUCUUUAUAUGCAAAUGGGGCAAGAAAACUUGGCUCUUGAGAUGUUUGAUGAAUUGCCUGAAAGAAAUUUGGAGACUUGGAAUUUGAUGCUACGUGGGUUGUGUGAAGUGGGUCGAGUUGAGAAGUUGUUGGAAUUGUAUUUUAGGAUGAAAUGGGAUGGUGUUCAGUGCAAUGGGGUUACUUUCUCUUAUUUGAUUCGUGGUUGUUGUUGUUUUACUAAUGGUGGAUCUUUUGAGGAGGAAGGAAGGCAGCUACAUUGUGAUGCUAUUAAGCUUGGUUGGGUAGAAAUAAAUGUGUUUGUGGCCAAUGCCUUGGUUGAUUUAUACUCUGCUUGUGAGAAUUUAAAUGAUGCAAGAAAAGCAUUUGAAGAUAUACCUUUAAAAGAUGUAAUUUCAUGGAACUCAAUGGUUUGGGUCUAUGCCAAUAGUGGGCUACUUGUUGAUUCAGUUAAAGUAUUUUCUGGGAUGCAGUUUUGGGGGAACAGACCAUCGAUUCGAUCACUUGUGGGAUUACUAAAUUUUGCUAGUGGAACCAGGAAUAUUGGAUUUGGGAAGCAGAUACACUCUUAUGCAAUGAAAAUGGGAUUUGAUAGUGGAAGUGCUCAUAUCCAAUCUGCUUUGAUAAAUAUGUAUGGCAAAUGUGGUGACAUAGAGAGAUCUGUUGCCAUUUAUGAAAAUGCUGAAGGAAGAACUCUUGAAUGUUGUAACUCGUUAAUGACAUCUUUGAUGCAUUGUGGCUGUAUUGGAGAUGUGGUUGAGAUGUUUGGUUUGAUGGUUGAUGAGGGAAUUGGAAUCGACGAAGUGACUCUUUCGACAUCACUGAAAGCGUUAUCAGUGUCUGCUUUGACAAGCUUAGCAAGCUUGAAAAUGGUGCAUUGUUAUGCAGUAAAAUUAGGACUUGAAUCUGAUCUUGCAGUUUCCUGCUCUCUGAUUGAUGCAUAUUCAAAAUGUGGUCGUAUCGAUCACUCUCGAAUGGUCUUUGAACAGCUUCAAACACCAAGCACCAUAUGUUUUACAUCAAUCAUCAAUGGAUAUGCCCAGAAUGGAAUGGGAAGUGAAGCUCUUAAAUUUUUCCAAGCAAUGAUCCAUAAGAGUCUGAAACCUGAUAAAGUUACAUUCUUGUGUGCAUUAGCAGGGUGCAACCAUUCUGGGUUGGUAAAAGAAGGAAAAAUUCUGUUUGAUUCAAUGAAAACUUCAUAUGGAAUUUGCCCUGAUCGACAACAUUAUUCAUGUAUGGUUGAUCUCUUAGGCCGUGCAGGCUUACUAUAUGAAGCCGAGAAGCUGCUAAUUAAGGCAAAGGGAAACGAAGACACGAUGAUGUGGAGCUCGUUUUUGAGAAGUUGCAGGGUUCAUAAGAACGAAAAGAUGGGAAGACGAGCAGCCAAAGUCUUGAUGGAGCUUGAACCCGAGAAUCCUGCAAUUUGCUUGCAAGUUUCAAACUUUUACUCUGAAGUUGGGGAGUUUUCGACUUCAAUGGAAAUUAGAGAGUUGGCAAUGGCAAGGAAGGUUACAAGAGAGAUUGGUCACAGUUUAAUUGAGACCAGCAAUCAUUGUUUGAAGUUACAAUCUUGA